AUGUCCGAAGUGUACAGCAUCGAGCCCAAAACGUCCGGCAGGGUAACCAUUUACACCAGCCUGGGCGAAUUGGAAGUGCUCCUUUUUUGCAACGAGUGUCCGGUAGCAUGUCAGAACUUCCUUCAGCUCUGCCUAAACAACUACUACAACGGAAAUAAAUUUUUCCGAGUCAUUCCGCAAUUCUUGAUUCAGACGGGGGACCACACGAACACGGGGCUGCACAACGAGUAUGCCUUCAAGGAGCCCUUCCAGAACGAGUGCAACCGACGACUGAAGUUCCUCUACGCAGGAUGCAUAUCCUUCGCAAACCUUAACAUAGAGAAGCCAUCCAAUGGAAGCCAAUUCUUUAUCACGUUGGACAAGGCAGAAUAUCUCAACAAUAAAAGUACCCUGUUCGGGAAGGUCGCGAAACACAGCAUCUACAACCUCCUGAAAUUUAAUCAAAUAAAAACAAACAAGAAAGAUGAACCGAUAGAGGAUGCUCCAUAUAUUCGAUACAUUAAAAUCGAGGAAAAUCCCUUUCACCACUUAGUCCCUUAUGCCAAUUAUGAGAGGGACGUGAAGGAAAAGAAGCAAGAAGACGUACGAGGGGAGCUUCCCAGGGAAGCGAAGAAGCUUAGGGGGAAUCUACUCUCCUUUGGCUACGACGAGGGGGAAGAAGCCGAGGAGGGGGAAGCCGCUCAUGAGGGAGAAGCAGCCGAGGAGGGAGACGCCACCAAUGAGGGGGAAGCCGCUCAUGAGGGAGACCCCCCCAGCGACCGGCCCACCGUGGAAGACGCAGCGAAUCGAGCACCCCCAGAAGGAGAACCCCAAAGGAGGACAUCCCUAGGAAGGAGCAAAAGGGACAGCAAAAUGGUUGAGGAAAAAAUCGAUAAGCUAAAAAAAAAAACAAACGAUAUUGAAAAGGACAAAGCGAAAAGGAAGGAAAGAGACUCUGCCGCGAGGGACCUGGGCACCUUGGAUGAGUCUUAUUUGAGGAAAAUCAGGAAGUACAAUAAAAUGUCCAAGCGGGAGAGGGAGAAGCAGUCGCUGCAAAAACUGCAAGAAUUCGAUAACAGGCUGAAGGGGCUCUUUUCCCGUGACGGAGAAACCAACCAAGGGAUGAAGCAUGACUGGCUGAACACCCAGGGGUUGAAGUUCCGAAUUGACUCCGCCAAUGCAUACGAACACGAAGACAUAAAAAAGAAAGUGGUUAAUCCAAUGGACAGUGAAAACAAACGUCCCUACGAUUCCAAGUUCAGCAUGGAGAAAUAUUUAAAGGAGAAGCGGUCGAAAGAAGACCCCGCGAAGUAG
This is a messenger RNA of Plasmodium cynomolgi strain B, 1293 nucleotides long. RefSeq names its product cyclophilin. The transcript has 8 exons. Gene Ontology annotation, molecular function: peptidyl-prolyl cis-trans isomerase activity. The record is from RefSeq and is a predicted model, not a curated record. Gene Ontology annotation, cellular component: catalytic step 2 spliceosome. Gene Ontology annotation, biological process: protein peptidyl-prolyl isomerization. Bases 1 to 1293 code for a protein of 430 amino acids. Lineage: Eukaryota; Apicomplexa; Aconoidasida; Haemosporida; Plasmodiidae.